Molecule: messenger RNA, 1615 nt
Organism: Rhododendron vialii
Lineage: Eukaryota; Viridiplantae; Streptophyta; Magnoliopsida; Ericales; Ericaceae
Product: Holliday junction resolvase MOC1, chloroplastic
Exons: 6
Coding region: 155-1096 (313 amino acids)
Molecular function (GO): crossover junction DNA endonuclease activity
Source: RefSeq, a predicted model, not a curated record
CGCAAGGCACUGAAAAUUUUUCCCCAAGAACAGCUAGAGAUAUACAGCAAUUUCGGCGCCAAUUUGAACUUCCUCAAUCCUCCCCCUCCACCAAAACGAUUUCCACAAUUUUGAAGCUCUCACAUCUCUCUCUCUCUCUCUCUCUCCUCUGCUUAUGUCGACCGAAGGUCUCCAAACCCAGCGACCACCCGCACACCCGUACUUGAUGAAAUCAAUUUCUUCCACAUUCAGAUCAACAAUCACCUUAACUUCCCUUAAAUUCAAAUGCUUGUGUGCUUUGUCGUCCCCAAAUUCGACCAUAACCGAAGAACUAACCCUCAUCCCAACUCGCAAAAAGAGCGUACCGAGUAGUACUAAGAACCCAAGAGAAAGGGGAGGAGUACGGGCUAGGGUUUCUGACGCUCAGUUGAAGGAGAAGUGGUUGGAUUCUCUCACUUGCCCGUGCCCCCAUGACCUCUUGCGGCCCAAUUCCGGUGUUUCCGACGUAGGCCGGAGUGAUUCGGACUCCCCGUGGGUGAUUGGGGUCGACCCGGAUGUUUCUGGAGCCUUGGCUCUUCUGAAAAAUGAUGACUUGGGUUGUUCUCCUCAGGUAUUUGAUUCUCCUCACUUAAAAUUACUGGUAGGCAAAAGAACUCGCCGACGUUUGGAUACUAAGUCCAUUGUUCAGCUUCUUAAGAGUUUUGAUGCUCCAGUUGGAUCCACUGCAUAUGUAGAACAAUCCACACCUUAUCCACAAGAUGGUAAACAGGGAUGGUGGAGUGGAGGAUUUGGAUAUGGAUUAUGGAUUGGGAUCUUAGUCGCCUCAGGGUUUUCUGUCAUUCCUGUGCCAUCUACUUUGUGGAAGAAUGAGUUCAAACUCACUGGAAACGGCUCAAGUAAGGAUGACAGCAGGAAGGCUGCAUCCACAUUAUUUCCGUCUAUGAGUUCCUUGUUGAGGAGGAAGAAAGAUCAUGGUCGAGCUGAGGCUCUACUCAUUGCCGCUUAUGGCAAAGGCCUGAAGUUGAGCACCAAUUCUUCGAGAACCUCAGAAGAAUUGACAUCUACUCUGACCCAGGAGACUGAUAAAGGAGCGGAAACACAGUACGGAAUUAACUGAACUGCAUGAUUUGCCACAACCCGCUUAUUAUUCUGUUCCAUCUUUCUGUUUCUGCUGACAAAUGCUACAAAAUGAAGUUCACAGCAGGAAUAGGAAUGAAAGGAAGAAUUGCUGAUGGAUCUGCUUAGAAGGUUUCUGUCAUUUGACAGUUAAAAUUACCCGAUUUUUCGUUUUUGUAAUUGGUACCAUUCUUGGUUUUCCUUUCAGGGGCUGCUGGUUUGGUCUUUGCUCACACUCAUGCAGAUAGGCACAACUGGUGUUAUUGAAACUUGCUGGUGGGACUUUUUGGUUGCCCAUCUAGCGCAAUAGAUAUUGAUCAUAUAAAUUCUAGUGGAAAGUGCUAGCGUAGCUGUUACUGAUUAAUUUGCCUAUGUUGAGCUAUUGAGUAGCAUUCGAAUUCAUUUUUCUAUUAGUCUAGGCUGCGUUUGGAUCUUUUCUUGUCAAGCCGAAGGGAAACUACAGGGGGGGAUGUAAUUUACUCGAAUAAAUAUAAAUUCUAUAACUACCUAUUUUACUUUC